UGGAAUCUAAAAUGAACUGGACUAUUGGGCGAAAGCGAUGGCCUAAAUACUGGGCUAUUGGGAUAAAAAACCGGACGCCUGCCUAAUAAAACGGUAUUCAACUUUAUUUUCUGCCCUCCGGGCAGAAAAAUAGUAUGCGCACCACGGUAGGAAACGUAGGACAUUCCAUCCCGCGUGUUAGCCAUCCUCGCCUUCGGCUCGGGUAACAAUUUUACACGCGCUACGCAAUAUCCUACUUUUCCUCCCUUGGGACACAAAUAACUAUUCCGCCAGACGGGGUGACUCGCCCCCACAAAAAGCGACAUCUGGAAUGGCUUAACUUUAAGUUGUUUCUAUGGUAAUUUUUAUGUAAACAAAGAUCAACAUGCGAAGACCUUCCGUUUUUGUCGCAAAAGAUCCAGAGAAAGAAUUCCGGUAUGGCUCCCGGAAUUGGCUGCUUCACGCGCGCUUCGUGCGCGGCGAACACGCCAUGUGUCUGAAUCUCGCAGACGAUCUUCUGAAGAACGCUGACAACUCGCAUAGAUACGCACAUUAUGUCAAGGGCCUGGUGUACGCGGACGCAGGGAGGCACCAGGAGGCGCUAGAGCGGUUCCACAGCUGCAUCCGGCUCCAGCCGUCAGACCCUGAGCCUUUGAAACAAGUCGCCAAAAGUCUGUCUUGCCAGGGUCGCUACCAGCUCUCUCUCGAAGCUUAUUUGGAGGCAGAUAAGCUGACCAAGCAUCCAGACAGCGACAUCUACUGCGCUCUAGCGGAAUGUGCAAGUAACCUAGGCCAGAUAGAACGUGGGGUGGAAUGGGCGCGAGCGGCGGUGCAAGCUGGCGGGGGCGAGCGUGCAGGGGCGUUGCUGGCGCGACUGCUGCUGUCGUCAGGAGACGCCGUGGGCGCUUCAGCGGCGUACGAUCAGGCUAUUGCGACACACGCUUGCGGCGCUGACACCCUGGCCGCAGCGGGCGCGCUGCGUCUCCGAGCCGGCGCGCCGCGCGAGGCCUUCCAACUCCUGGGAGCAGCAUUAGCGCAGCAGCCGUCGCAGCAUGCUGCUGCACUAGCCCUUGCUGCUAUGAUGCUUCAACACCGACUUGCCGCAGCGAGAGCGUUACGUCUCCGUGCUGGCGCGCGGCGCGAUUCCUUCCAACUCCUGGGAGCAGCAUUAGCGCAGCAGCCGUCGCAGCAUGCUGCUGCACUAGCCUUUGCUGCUAUGAUGCUUCAACACCGACUUGCCGCAGCGAGAGCGUUACGUCUCCGUGCUGGCGCGCGGCGCGAUUCCUUCCAACUCCUGGGAGCAGCAUUAGCGCAGCAGCCGUCGCAGCAUGCUGCUGCACUAGCCCUUGCUGCUAUGAUGCUUCAACACCGACUUGCCGCAGCGAGAGCGUUACGUCUCCGUGCUGGCGCGCGGCGCGAUUCCUUCCAACUCCUGGGAGCAGCAUUAGCGCAGCAGCCGUCGCAGCAUGCUGCUGCACUAGCCCUUGCUGCUAUGAUGCUUCAACACCGGUAG
Molecule: messenger RNA, 1492 nt
Organism: Cydia pomonella (codling moth)
Lineage: Eukaryota; Metazoa; Arthropoda; Insecta; Lepidoptera; Tortricidae
Product: Bardet-Biedl syndrome 4 protein homolog
Exons: 9
Coding region: 365-1492 (375 amino acids)
Biological process (GO): protein localization to cilium; cilium assembly
Cellular component (GO): ciliary basal body
Molecular function (GO): protein binding
Source: RefSeq, a predicted model, not a curated record